GCUAUCUGAGGCAGCGGCAGUUCCCCUGCGCGCUCUCUCUCCUGCAGGCUCAUACACAUACACACUCUUAAACCAAUAGGAUACCAGACACACAUUCACAUACUCCUAUACUUACAAUCUGCAGCUGCAGGCACAGACAUACACUCACACACGAUCGCAUGCAUCUAGACAGUUUCUGAGUUCAUAUCGGAGGCAGUUGCAGACACUUUCACUUUACACACACACUUUCUCCUUUACAAAUCUCACAGAAAAAUGAGGACGAUUGUGCUUUGCUUUUGUACCAGUCUCUUGCUUACAGCCACCUUGGUGCUGCGCACCAGCCGGGCAGCAGACUUCCCCGCAAACUCACACCAGAGAUGGGAUGCAAGAGGAACCUACUCUUUGGGAUCUGAGUCUGGUACCCCCACCUCCUGCCCCAUGAAACUGAGACCCUCGGGCCAAUGUGUGAGCUCUGGGGCCGGGGCAGAGGAGGGGGAGGACUGCCCUUACCAGCUCACCCUGCCUCCGCUCACCAUCCAGCUGCCCAAGCAGUUCAGGCUGUUGGAGAAGACGAUGAAGGAGCUGCAGAGCCUGAAGGAGGUGGUCAACAAGCUGAAGAGCGGGUGCCAGGAGUGCCGUGGAGCACGGGGCAAUGGGGCUUUUGGACAACAGCAAGCUGACCAGGGGCAGACACAUGUGUCAACACAGAGGGAAGCCGGGGAAGAAGGACAGGAGGUGCAAAGUGCGUCCAGCCAAGAGGAGAGGGGAGAGGAUACGGUCCCUGGAGCUACUGUGGAUGUUGCUGGACCAGGGCAAGGUUCUAUUUUUGGGAAGAUUACACCGAGCACUAUGCAGGAGAUGCAGGUAAAGCUAAAUAGGAUGUCUGCCAGCCUGCGCAAUGCCAGGAGCCACAUCUCGGCACUGCAGGGUCGCCUGGAGGGGCUCAACCUGCUCAACAUGGACAAUGUGCAGGCUAUGGUGGACAGGCAGGUGGAGAACAUCACUGGAGUGGUCAACAAGCUCAGCUCAACCUGCACCACUGCAUGUCCAGUCCAGAAUGCUCCUCAGUUCAUCAUGGCCCCUCGGGAGUGUUCAGACUACAAUGUGCUGGAGGUGAGGAAGAACGGUGUGUAUCGUGUGACCCCUGAUCCCCGCAACGGCACAUUUGAGGUAUUUUGUGACAUGGAGUCCUUUGGAGGUGGAUGGACUGUGAUACAACAACGACUCGAUGGAUCUGUCAGCUUCAACCGCACUUGGGCUGAGUACAAGAAAGGUUUUGGCAACCUCAGAGGUGAGUUCUGGCUGGGCAAUGACCAUAUCCACUUGCUGACUAAAGCCAAAGACAUGAUCUUGCGCAUCGAGCUGGAGGACUUUGAGGGUGUUCGAGAGUAUGCAAAGUACGACCAGUUCUAUGUGGCCAAUGAAUUCCUACGCUACCGGCUAUCUAUUAGUGGAUACAGUGGGACAGCUGGGAAUGCCAUCAGUUUCAACAAGCACUUCAACCAUGACCAGAAGUUUUUCUCCACACCCGACCACGACAACGACAUGUAUCCCUCCGGAAACUGCGGUGCCUACUACAGCUCAGGCUGGUGGUUCGAUGCCUGCAUGUCCGCCAACCUCAACGGAAAGUACUAUCACAAGAGGUACAAGGGAGUCAGGAAUGGGAUCUUCUGGGGAACAUGGCACAACAUGUCAACGGAGUACUACCCAACCAACUACAGGCAGGCCUUCAAAACUGUCAAGAUGAUGAUACGGCCCAAGAAUUAUGCUCCGUAAGAGGACAGGUAAAUAUUCAUGAGUGCAGUCAGAUGGACAGAUAGAUGGACAGACACAAAGACAGUCAGAAAAUGGAAGAAGAAGUAGACUCAGAAACUCACACACAGGCACAUAGUCAUGCAUUUGCACACAUUUAAACAUCCAUACGUGCACACCAAAAAAUAAGUCCUAUAGACAGUUUGAAUGCAGUAAUAACAAAAGUAAUUGUGAAAAAAAAAAUAACUGUGCUAUUACUUUUUUCCACUGUAGUGAGUGUGGCCUUCAAAAUUUUAGAUUAAAAUGGUAAUAAUAAAGGACAAUGGACUAUGAACAAUGAUGGACCAAUAAAAAAAAACAUGCAGUGUAAAGGCCAACCUCCUACAGGGGCUAUAAUAUUAUACGGAGGGUUACCCUAAGAGACUUUUCAUUGUGUCUCUGACAUUUCUUCACUUUCUGUCCUGCAGCCUCCUGCUAUAAACCCAGCUGAGACACACCACAGCACACAGCAGUAGUAAAAACUAAUGAGAUAUCAUUUUCUCUACUCUAAAUGGCUUAAUAAUUAACAGCAGCCACUCAAGUGAGGUAUAUGAGAGUUAAUGAUACAGUAUUAUACAGGGUCUGAAAUUAAUUGGCAUAGACUUCAUGCAGGGUACAGAGUCAAACUGUUAAAAAAAAAAAAUACAGGAAGUGAGAGCCAACACUUAUGUCUUCUGUGUCGUUUAUUUAAUUACACUGGGACACUUUGCUAAUGUAUCAUCAUCUUUUACAAUAUAAAACAUCCCAGCAUAAAUAUGCAGACUGUGAUAAAUUUCUAUCGGAUCAUCCCCAAGCACAUUCUGCAUUAUUGAUGCUUUAGUAAAUUCUUCUUGACAGCAGCCACAGAGCAGGACACUGCUGCAAGAAAAAAAAGAAAAGAAAAAGAAACUACUGCUCAUCUUUGGAUGCCAUGCACCAUAUUCACAUGGU
Molecule: messenger RNA, 2700 nt
Organism: Scatophagus argus
Lineage: Eukaryota; Metazoa; Chordata; Actinopteri; Scatophagidae
Gene: fgl2a
Product: fibrinogen-like 2a
Exons: 5
Coding region: 253-1755 (500 amino acids)
Source: RefSeq, a predicted model, not a curated record